AUGCAGCCCAACGGUAGGCGCUACAGCACUGCAUUGGCAUGGCUGGUUGGAAACAGCAGCCCUUCAGGCCCCGACUACCUUGAGAACUUCUCGCUGCCCGACGCCGAGCUCGCGUCCAAGAUCGAGGCGUACCUGGCCGGCAUCACCGUGACGGACCACAACCCGGCCAUCCUCUUCAGCUGGGACACCGAGGCGCUCGAGGAGUUCGUGCAGGCGGCCAACGCGCAGGCCGACGGUCACCCGCGGUGGUUCUCGGAGCCGCGAGGCAGCGUCUCGCCCAAGUCCGUCAUGAGCGACAUCAUCGGCUACCUGGCCCAGCUGGGCGGCGGCCGCUGCGACCACGUGCUGCUGGCGCCCAACUCGCUCAUCCAGUACGGCCACCUGCAGGAGCGGCUCCAGUACAUGCAGUACGACGAGUUCAUGCAGAAGUGCAUGGCCAACGUGGCGCCCGGCAGGACACUCGCGCGCACGUUCGCGCUCACGGUGCCGUCCAUCGACCGCGCCGUGCCCACGCAGUGCCUCCCGCCGCCGCCGCCGGUCCGGCAGCUCUUUGAGUAA
This is a messenger RNA of Phytophthora sojae, 558 nucleotides long. RefSeq lists its product as hypothetical. The record is from RefSeq and is a predicted model, not a curated record. Lineage: Eukaryota; Oomycota; Peronosporomycetes; Peronosporales; Peronosporaceae. The transcript has 2 exons. The coding region runs from base 1 to 558 and encodes 185 amino acids.